This is a messenger RNA of Symbiodinium natans, 1665 nucleotides long. The record is from the annotation of a GenBank genome assembly. Lineage: Eukaryota; Dinophyceae; Suessiales; Symbiodiniaceae.
AUGCCAGAGGAGUUCUUCCGGUUCCCCUACCACGCGGCAACAUCAGACCUUAUCAGAUAUGCACUGCUGUAUCACCACGGAGGCAUCUACAUGGAUGCGGACUUCAUCGUCUUGAAGGAUCUGUCCCCCGUGGUCGACCGCUUGGCCGACCAUGAUCUGGUCUCCUAUGCCACGGUGAGCAACCCUCGCGGGGUGUGCUCAGACAGCUUCAGCUCGAACUUCAUUGCAGGGCGCAAGGGCAGCGUGUUCAUGAAAGAGAUGUGGGAGAAGCAGAAGAAAAUGAUUACGAAGCACUGUCCGCUUUCUGACAAGUCGAAAGAGAUUGUCUGCUGUUUCGACGACCCCAACAUCGAAUGUCACAUUCCCUUCGCUGGAAUCGGUGAGGGCACAUCUCACCCAAUGCUCAACCAGUUGCACAAGAACAAGGUCGACAUGAAGACCUAUUGCUUUGCAGACGACGAGUCCUUCGUGCCAGACCACUUCGCAUAUGUCCUCGAACACGUCCCAGACCUGGACCAGGCAAUCAAGUAUCUAGAAGAGAGGAAUAUCAAGCACGGACUGGAUCGCAUGGCCUUCCACAUGUUCAACUCCAUCAUACCUUUCAAAAAGUACAGCUGCAAGAAGCUCUUCACCAAAGGCACGACCGUGGGCCAACUCUAUCUGACGGCCUUCGGCACUGGACGCGGCACUGGGCCCCGAGAAGCAGAUGCCGGGGCCAAGGCCUUCCUCAAAGAACACCCAGACUUUCAAGAACUGCAGGGCAAACAUGAAGGCGGGUGGCCUUGCAAAGAUGCGCAUAAAGUCGCACCUUCAGUUUCGAAGUUCAAGGCCGGCUUUGCCGCCGAUGAUGCUCCGGCUCCGCCCCCCGAGCGCGAAGCACCCGCCGAAGAGGAAGGCGCCGGCAAGGAGCCCGCGAAUCCCACCCCUGUGGAAGCCACACGAGCUGCUCCCGAGUGCAGGAUCUACACCUACUGGGAGUACGAGGGCUUGGGGCCCCUCUACCUGCGCCUGAACGUCGAAUCGUGGCGGCGCAAUGCCCGGGCAUGUGGUGAGCCAGUGCUGGUGACCUUGGCCAAUGUCCGAGAACACGUUCCGGAUGUUCCAGAAGAGUUCUUUCGACUUCCUUAUCCGGAGGCCCGGGCCGACUUCAUCAAAUGGGGCCUCGUCUACAACAACGGCGGCAUCUUCAUCGAACCGGAUGUGCUGAUGACCCAGGACAUCGAGGCCCUCUUCAAGAAGACGGAGGAGUUCGACCUGGUCUCCUCGCAAGAGGAAUCCGAUGGCGUUUGCACGGACCAGUUCAACCCCGCCGUGGUAGCCGGCCCGCGCAAGAGCGUGUAUUUCAAGGCGGUCUGGCGAGCGCACAAGUCCAAGCUCCAGAAUCACUGUCCCAUCGCGGACAAGCAGAAGGAGAUUGUCUGCUGUUUCGAUGACAUCAACGAUGCUUGGCUGCCUCUAAAAACAGUACCGGCUUCAGGAGCACGCCCAAAGAAGAACUUCACCUCCAAGCCAGAGGGUGCUAAGUUGCGAGCACGCUAUUGCAAAGAGCCUUCAGGCUUGCUACUGUCGCAGAGGGUCGACCCCACGACACCUUCAUGCAUGGUGUCGCAGCUAGCGGCUAACGGUAUUGGUGGAGUUCAUGUGUUGAUAGUUUAUCAGCCCUAA